CCGGUGUAACAUUUUCCUGACGUUCGAGGUCACGUCGCCGGGUUCGAAGGCUAUUUCCUCACGUGGACGGGCUACCAUCGUCGCCGUUGCAGAAAGAAAGAAGGCUGCAAGCAAGCUAGUCUCAUUGCUAGCACUUUCUCCAACACAGAGCAGGAAUGGCAGGUCAAGCAUUCAGAAAGUUUCUUCCUCUCUUCGAUCGUGUAUUGGUGGAAAGAGUUGCAGCAGAAACAGUGACAAAAGGUGGCAUCAUGCUUCCUGAGAAAUCUCAGGGAAAAGUGCUGCAAGCAACAGUCCUAGCAAUUGGACCUGGCAGCCGAGUGAAGAGUGGCGAGAUUCAGCCAGUUAAUGUAAAAGUCGGUGAGACUGUUUUACUGCCAGAAUAUGGAGGAACAAAAGUUGUUUUAGAAGAUAAGGAUUAUUACUUGUUCAGGGAUGGAGAUAUUCUUGGAAAAUACACAGAAUAGAUGUUGGAUGAACUGACCAUUCCGUGAAGUACCUGUCUUUCUGUUCCAGUCUGUAAAUACUGUUUUUUUGAGCAUUGGUACAAUACAAUAAAAAUCAACAUCAAA
This is a messenger RNA of Leucoraja erinaceus (little skate), 569 nucleotides long. It is a transcript of the gene hspe1, whose product is annotated as heat shock 10 protein 1. Gene Ontology annotation, molecular function: metal ion binding; ATP binding; protein folding chaperone. Bases 156 to 464 code for a protein of 102 amino acids. NCBI's taxonomy places the organism in Eukaryota, Metazoa, Chordata, Chondrichthyes, Rajiformes, Rajidae. The record is from RefSeq and is a predicted model, not a curated record. Gene Ontology annotation, cellular component: mitochondrial matrix. The transcript is spliced from 4 exons.